Molecule: messenger RNA, 781 nt
Organism: Lucilia cuprina (Australian sheep blowfly)
Lineage: Eukaryota; Metazoa; Arthropoda; Insecta; Diptera; Calliphoridae
Exons: 2
Coding region: 126-707 (193 amino acids)
Molecular function (GO): protein binding
Source: RefSeq, a predicted model, not a curated record
GAAAACAGCUGAACAGCUGCUAAAGAAAAUUACGUUUUUUUUGUUGUUAUUUUUAAGAAAAAAGUAUAAAAACUUUAAGAUUUUUGUGAAAAAAAUCACAGUAAGUUUUGGAAUUUCUUAACAGAAUGAAGUGUUUAUUGUUAUUGGGAGCAGUAGUCCUUGUUUGUCAGGCUGCCGUAGUGCCACAAGAAGAUGAUCAAGAUAUUAAAGUAAUUGAUGAUAAAAUGUCUCGUAUGUCUCCAGAUUUUGGUAUACAUGAUUUAAUAGUUAUACCUAUUCCACCCAUACCACCGUUUAUUUCAAAAAGAUCUGGCGAUAUAGAAGAAGUUGAUGAAAUCACUAACAAAGACAUGUCCAUGAAUCCAAUGGACAUGGAAAUAACAACCGAGAUAGAUCCUUUAAUGUCUAUGGAAACUCAACGUAAAAAACGUUCUACUCCUUUUAUUUCAGAAACUGUAGAAUGGUUUACCAAUCUUCCAAAUGAUCAAGACGUAAGCACCACUGAACCGUGCGACUUGUUGUGCACAAAAUUUGAAUUAGAUCCGAUUUGUGCCUCGAAUGGUGUGUGUUUACAUGAAUUUCCGAAUCAAUGUACUUUAGAGGUCUAUAAUUGUAAACAUAAAGGUGGUUCAGUGUUUGAACCCACCGAACAUAAAGACAAAUGUCAAAUGCAUUGGCUGACCCAGUGUGAUGAGAGUGAGAUGUAAGAGAAAGGUGGGGUAAAGAAAGAAAUAAGUUUUAUAAAACAAUUAUUAAUAAACUUGUAAACAAAUCGAAAAAA